CACUGCCAUGCAUUGUCGAGCAGAGGGCGCUGGCUGGACGAGAAUCAUAGCGGCUGGCAACCAGACAGCUGUAUGAUGCACACGUAUCAGGAGAAGGAUAUCAAGUCUUGCUUGCAGUCGAAACAACUGGUCUUCAUUGGAGACUCCGUCACGCGACAGCUUUACUUCCAGAUGGCGCACGCUCUUGAUUCCUCUCUCCCCUCCGCGCCCACGGACGAUGACCGCAAGCAUGCUAACUACGACGUGACGACGUCGCACGAUGUCAGGCUAUCAUUCUACUGGGACCCUUUCCUGAACACAUCCGACGCGCUGUCAUUCAUACGGCCAUCUAGUCGCUCUAGAUUUCCGAACGCCUUCGUCGAUGAACGGCCUGGGAUGCUUGUUCUCGGAACAGGCUUGUGGUACCUGCGCUAUGCGGAUACCUCUGGAGGCCUGCCUGCUUGGGAAGCCGUGAUAGAGAAUGCCCUCGAAGCUCUGUCAUUAACGCAAGACAAACCAGCCGACCUAGUGGUCGUGCUUCCGGUUGAGGAAGUCGUUCCUUCGAAGCUCUCGCCUGAACGUGCUUCCACUAUGCACGCUUCCGACAUCGAUGCUAUGAACUCCGAUUUGGCUCACCGCAUCCUGCCGCCCUCAUUGACCGACCCUUUUGCUUUCUUCAGCCCAUCCGACGGACCCCUCCCAGCGUCCUUCCCAUCCGUGUUCAAUCAGAUGCUAGACCCUUCUCAAACGGAGGAUGGUCUCCAUUUUUCUGCGAGUGUAGUCAAGAUGCAAGCUAGCAUUCUGCUCAACCUGCGAUGUAACGACGAGUUGGCGAAGGUGCCUCCAUUUGACACAACAUGCUGCAGGCGUUAUCCGUGGCCUUCUUUGCUUCAUUUACUUGUCGUGUCGGCCAUCAUAAUCUGGGGACCGCUCUGCUGGUUCCUUGCUCGUCGGUAUAGCCCACGGACAGCUGAUAACCCCCUAGUACCGAAAGAACAGCUUCCAUGGCUUGUUAUCAGCGUCUCGGUUGCUCUAAUCUUCAUCGCUGACCGCACUGGCUAUUGGCUGAAGGAACACAAGCAGUUCAACCCCUGGACAUUUGCUUUCCUCUGUGUCCUCUGCCUCGUCAUUGGCCUCCUGACUGUCAAGCGCGCAGACAGGGACCAAGGGAUCUUGAACAGAGAUCAGACUGACGAGUGGAAAGGCUGGAUGCAAAUUGCCAUCCUGAUAUAUCAUUACCUUGGAGCGUCCAAGAUAUCUGGGAUCUACAACCCUAUUCGAGUGCUGGUCGCUUCAUACCUAUUUAUGACUGGGUACGGCCAUGCCACAUUCUACUUGAAGAAGGCCGACUUCGGUUUCAUUCGUGUUGCUCAAAUUCUUGUCCGUCUCAAUCUCUUCACGCUGGUGCUGGCGUAUACGAUGAACACAGAUUAUCUCUUCUACUACUUCUCACCGUUGGUAUCCUGGUGGUAUCUGAUCGUCUACGGCACCAUGUUCGUCGGCUCGCGGUUCAAUGACAGCACACCUUUCCUUGUCACGAAGUGGCUGCUUUCGAUGGCACUUGUCACCAUCGCCAUGAGAGCUACCUGGCUCUUGGAAGGCGCGUUUGUCUUCUUGGAACGGGUAUGCGGCAUUCACUGGUCGGCACGCGAAUGGGCUUUCCGGGUCAACCUGGACAUCUGGAUCGUCUAUGUGGGGAUGUUUUCUGCGCUAGCCGUCAUCAAGUCCAGAGAAUAUCGUAUCACAGACCACCCGCGCUGGCCCAUGGCCGUGAAGGUUGCCGCGGCCACGUCCGUGCUAGCGCUGAUCUGGUUCUUUGCCUUCGAGUUGUCCAUGAACAAGUUCGACUACAACCUCUACCACCCACUUGCCUCGUGGAUUCCCGUCCUUGCCUUUGUGAUCCUCCGCAACUCGACUGAGGCCCUACGUGCCACAUCUUCUCGGGCAUUCGCCUUCAUCGGCAGAUGCUCUCUCGAGACCUUUAUCAUCCAGUACCACUUCUGGCUCGCAGGAGAUACGAAGGGCAUCCUCGUCGUUAUCCACGGACAGCGCUGGCGUCCGCUCAACUUGGUCCUCACGACGCUCAUGUUUAUCCUUGUCUCACACUAUGUGGCUAUCGCGACUGGCGAGCUCACGAAGUGGAUAUGCAAUGAGAAGCCGAGGGGCGCGUUGCCGACAACGAUAGACAACACCCAUUCAUCGAGUAUUGCACAAGAGAUCAUAUUCCAAGCACCGGAUGAGGCUCUCGAGCUUCCCGUGCGGAAGGAUGAGGAUGGAAACGCCCUCCCGCCAGAACCGGACACGCCAACGCGCCCUCCCCGCCGCUGGGUAGACCGCCUCGCAGAUGGCUCGCCUUCACCAAGUUCGCGAGGGUUCCGACUUUGGUAUGGGGAGACGGAGUGGAGGCCGGGUGUCAAAAGUAAAUUGCCCAUUGCUGUCGCAGUGAUGUGGCUGUUGAACAUGCUAUGGUCCUAUCCAACGCCAAGCGGUCCAUGAUAGUAUACAACUGAUGUAAUGCACUGUGUAAUACAACAGUAGAGCUACAGUAGACUAAGAUAGAAAUAAUAUCCCAUUGAUAUCCCGGUUAUGAGCUAGCGCAAACCAUAAGCACUACCGACUAUCGUGCAUACAGCUAUAUUGUCUCAAGGCACAAGGACAGCAAUAAGUUUUUCGUCAUAUGUAGAGAGUCUGAGAUGGGAUGUGUUAGUCAUGCGCGAGGUAAAGGGCAGCGGAUUGCUCGGAAAUUUGGGUAUAUGAUGACCGUUCAUCAGCCCGAAGGCUUCGAAGUAGCGAUUCAUUGUUUCUCGUCAUCGCAUUCAUGUGUAUCGUGAGUACUUACCGUGUGCAGGCAAAGUGAAA
This is a messenger RNA of Phanerochaete carnosa HHB-10118-sp, 2838 nucleotides long. RefSeq lists its product as uncharacterized. The record is from RefSeq and is a predicted model, not a curated record. The transcript has 7 exons. Bases 76 to 2475 code for a protein of 799 amino acids. Lineage: Eukaryota; Fungi; Basidiomycota; Agaricomycetes; Polyporales; Phanerochaetaceae.